ACACACACACACAGAGCUCCCAUUGUUGCAGCCUUCCUCAGCCCACUGAUCCUAAUAUGGAAUGCAGCAGGAAACCCAUGAUUUCCUGACACUCGGCAAGCUGGAGGAAGCAAGGGGAAAACACUCCAUUAAAAAGCCCAGCUUUCCUCCAUGUUAGAUGUGACUUGGAAAAUGAGAAAGAUUUAGCAAAAUUCCACCGUGUCUUUCGCCAGGCUAGAGACAGGGAGAGAAGAGUAAAACCCUCAGGCUGCUGAAAUUUCUAGGCUGUUAGGAAGCCCCUCGAAUUCUGUGAAAAUGAGGGUUUCUUAACUCACACUGAGAGCGGAAAGGGGCAGACCCUUUUCAUAACUCCCUCAAGUGUGUGUUACCUUUCUUCACCAGCAUGGUAAGCAACAGGACAUAUCCCAGCCUCGGACAUGUCUGUAUGAUCCAAGGUACCCAAAGUCAGACAGAGUAAACUCAAGCCUGGCACUGGCUUUCUGCCGCUUCAUGUGCUUUGGAAAAAGCAGGAGAAGCAAUAGCAGCAGGAGUCCCCAGCAGCUGGAGCCGCAAGAAUGAACUGCAAAGAGGGAACUGACAGCAGCUGCGGCUGCAGGGGCAACGACGAGAAGAAGAUGUUGAAGUGUGUGGUGGUGGGGGACGGUGCCGUGGGGAAAACCUGCCUGCUGAUGAGCUACGCCAACGACGCCUUCCCAGAGGAAUACGUGCCCACUGUGUUUGACCACUAUGCAGUUACUGUGACUGUGGGAGGCAAGCAACACUUGCUCGGACUGUAUGACACCGCGGGACAGGAGGACUACAACCAGCUGAGGCCGCUCUCCUACCCCAACACGGAUGUGUUUUUGAUCUGCUUCUCUGUCGUAAACCCUGCCUCUUACCACAAUGUCCAGGAGGAAUGGGUCCCCGAGCUCAAGGACUGCAUGCCUCACGUGCCUUAUGUCCUCAUAGGGACCCAGAUUGAUCUCCGUGAUGACCCAAAAACCUUGGCCCGUUUGCUGUAUAUGAAAGAGAAACCUCUCACUUACGAGCAUGGUGUGAAGCUCGCAAAAGCGGUAUCCUGCAUGAGAACCUCUCACAACACCUGAUCGAGAUACUGAACUCUUCCUACUUCUAUGCACAAUCGGAGCACAGUGCUACUUGGAAUGUUCAGCUCUGACUCAGAAAGGUCUCAAAGCGGUUUUUGAUGAAGCAAUCCUCACCAUUUUCCACCCCAAGAAAAAGAAGAAACGCUGUUCUGAGGGUCACAGCUGCUGUUCAAUUAUCUGAGGUUGUCUGGGACCUGCCUCCACCCCAUCCAGGGAUGAGAAUGGCAGCCAAUCUCUGUGGCCAAGCUCCAGCCAAAAAGGAGGGCACGACCAGAAAGGAACUCCCUUUGCACGGAGGCUUGCCCCAUCACCCUCUGAGCCCUCCCAACACAGCACACUAGUCAGCCCACUGCCACGACCUCCCUGCCAGCCAGAAACAUCCAUACUGCACGCUCUCUGAGAAUGCUGGGCCUGGAUUGCAGACAGUGCCGCUGCUGAUCGCAUCAAAAACAAAGUCAAAGGCCAUCUCACAUUUUACAAAUCCCCAGCUCAUGAACGUGAAGCUGAUAGGAAAUCACCCCAGGGAACCUGAAAAAGAAACUUGGUUCCUCUAUUGGUGGCCUUACUUGAUGUCUUUUACAAAACUUGGGACUACAAUACUAACCUUUUUUUCUGAAUCUGCUGUUCUACCCAUGUGUCUCACAUUCAUUUGUAUUAUUUCAAGAAAUGUACUAAUUUCCAGUUCACUCAGGCCUUAAAAAUCCAUACCAAAUUAGCCUAAAGACAAGGCAUUUUAUAUUCGUUUCUAUUUUCAGCAUGUUUCUACCAAAGCUAUUAGAACCAACACGUACCUCUGAAUGCCUGAUUAUAAGAAGACACGAGAAGACUUUAAAAGUUUUGGAAAUUUACAGAGCCAUGAUUUUUGAACCUGAUUGAAAGAAAACCAUCCGAAUUGUUGCAGGUCCACAUUUUUGCCAAAGAUGCACUCUAUAGAUGCUUAGCAGUGGCCUGAUUUUUUUCCAUGUAUUGCCACGACAAACUAAAAAUGAACUGUGUUUAAGAAUGUAGUAUUUCUGUUUUUCAUCCAAGUUGAUUGGGGGAAGAAUGUGGCAGGAUCCAUCUUUUACAGUAUUGUGUAUUCAGUAAAGUGGACAUUCCUGCUCCUCCCUUCCCCCAUUGCAUGCCCUCUUCCUCCCUUGAUUUCACUUUCUCUCAUGCCCGGAUCCUUUUAUUCUCCCCAGUUAUAACCCAGUUAUAAAAGAAAGAUCUGAGCAUAAAGAUACGUGUUUAAAAAUAACUAAAAGUAAAGGAAAGUGCCUUAAUUUUUCUAUUUGCUUCAACUGAAAGUGCUUCUCAGCUCGCCCCAUGUAAGUUCUCAUUCCAUGUAAAUGACAUUUUCCAGUUACAACUGGUACUGAGAUAUUGCCUCUCUCUUUCCUUACUCAUCCUCCCAAAUGUCUUUGUGGGAGCCAUAUCAGUGGAUACCAAGCUCUGUAUCCAUUUGUCCCCUGCCCUCCACAAUGUGUGACAUAGAACAGGGACUUUGGCCCUGGGAAAGCAAAAGCUCCCAGUAAGGAAUCCUGUGCCCAAUGAUGUAAAACAAUUCCAAACAUCCAGGAAUUUUUGUAUCAUAGAGCGAAUUACUUCCUACCUUUUCAUUAGAGGCUAUGAGGGCUUCUAAUUAGUCUUAGUUGCUUAUAAGUGCCCUGGAAUCACCCAGGUAGGCACUUAAUUUUUUUUUCAGUUGCAUGAGCAAAGUGCUUCUUAGUAGUGUGAAAUUACAACAACUUUAGUUUAAGAUUUUCCAGAUUCAAGCUCCCACUGUUGGAAAAAGCCAGCCUUUCUAAUCUCUUCUGCUACUGGAAUAAGCACUUAAGAAUUGCGUGAUAGCCAGGCACCGUGGCUCAUGCCUCUAAUCCCAACACUUAGGGAGGCUGAGGCGGGUGGGCCGCUUGAGCUCAGGAGUUCAAGACCAGCCUGGGUAAUAUAGUGAGAUCCUGUGUCUCUAUAAAAAAAUUAAAAAUUAGUCAGUUGUAGUGACACAUACCUGUAGUCCCAGCUACUCAGGAGGCUGAGGCGGAAGGAUCACUUGAGCCCAGAAGGUAAGGCUGCAGUGAGCUGUGACUGUGCCACUACACUCCAGCCUGAGUGACAGAGAAAGAACCUGUCAAAAAAAUAAAAUAAAAUAAAAUAAAAUAAAAUAAAAUAAAAAAACAACCUACAUUUCAAGUACUAUUUCCCUUCUCUCCCAUCUAAUUGCUAAAGAUUUUCUUUCAUACGCACACACUCCAGUGACUGGAAAAACGGGAGUUUUAAGUCAAAGCUUGACAUUUAGAGAAAACAAGGACUUUCUGCCUUUAUAAAUGGAAAUCAACUGUGUAUGAACUAUAACUCUGCAGAGGUUAUGAAUUCAUCCUUUACAAACAAUAAUGAACUUUUAGUCCUGUAAUAAAUGAAAUGUUAUUAGGCAACUUUGUUGCAUGAUUGCAUAGUUAUAUCUUGCUAACGGGCCACUCAUUUCUCAUUGAUGUGGAUGAAAAAAUGAGAGCAGUAUGUUUCCAGGUGUGUGCACUCAACAGGCAAAUAGCUCCCGAGGUCACCACUUCCCUAAUGGGCCACAGGAAGUAAGUUGAUCAUGAUGGGGAGAUCAUGUCACCCAGAACCAGCAACUGGAUAGAGACUGUUGUUAGUGUCUGGGUAGAGCACAGGCUCCCAAGGGUCUUAAGAGCUAAUUACUGAAUAAAACAAUCUAGAACAAAGCAACCUAAAUAAGUUGAUGUCAUUCUGCCAGAUUAAUCAGUUAUUCCUUGUUUCACGGCAAGAUCCAGUUUGUUUCACUAAAAAGUGUUUUCUGCUAUAAGAUUAAACUGUCUUCUGAAACCAAAGAUAGGAAGAGACAUAGAGGCCCGGCGCAGUGGCUCACGCCUGUAAUCCCAGCGCUUUGGGAAGCCAAGGCUGGCAGAUCACGAGGUCAGGAGAUCAAGACCAUCCUGGCUAACACAGUGAAACCCCAUCUCUACUAAAAAUACAGAAAAAAUAGCUGGGCAUGGUGGCGGGCACCUGUACUCCCAGCUACUCCAGAGGCUGAGGCAGGAGAAUGGCGUGAACCCAGGAGGCGGAGCUUUCAGUGAGCCGAGACCGCACCACUGCACUCCCGCCUGGGCGAAAGAGCGAGACUCUAUCACCAAAAAAAAGAAGAGACAUAGAAAUUUGAAGAAGGAUCCUUUAAUGGUCUACACCAUCUUCCAAAGUCAAGAAGUGGCAGCUGAUAUCCAUUUGAAAGUAGAAUCCUAGCUUUUCAGAGCUAGACAAGGCCUCAGAAACUAUAGCCGAAUUCCUCAUUGUACCAAUGAGAAACUCAGGCCUAGAUGGGUAAAAAGAGGUGUGUUGUAGCAGUGCUGGGACAGAUCUCAGUUUUUCUGCUUCCCAUACAAUCCUCUUCAACCCAAUACUACAAUGUAUUCAUUAUCACAUAUUAAGCUGGAGAUUUGUAGCCAUGUCAUUAGAGUUGCAACUGUUUAUCCUAUAGAUUCCAGCCACAUUUUAAACACAUAACUUCAUGUAGUUAGGCCACUAAAAAUAAAGUAAAGUAAUCCAUCAAACUAGUAAUACACUAGAGAAUUUGACCUACAUACUAAGAUACCUGAAAUCCACAGUAUAUGGCAAUUUAACCCCCAUCUAAUAAUGGCUCAAUCAAGUAGCUAAACAUAUUUAUUUCACUCAGAUGGUUGGUUGUUUGGUAGAAUGAAUGGACUCCUUGGGCUAUUUUGGGAACAAAAAAGGACUAGGACACAAAUCAAAGCCACAUCCACAGUAAGAAAUCCAGGCUGAUCUCUGCCAAGAAAAGUUACAAAGAAUAAUUACUUGAUCACGUGGGGAAAUUUCAACAUAAAAGAAGUAAUGGAUAAAACGAAAGAAAAAUGAACAAUUGCUGAAGACAAUAAUUAUAGCAACCCUAACCCAGAAAGCACUAAGCCAGGAAGUCAAAAACUAAGUCAUACACAUAUGACAAGGUGCAGGGGUUGGUCCUGAGACUUCAGUGAGAAUAUGUCCGAUCAGGAUAUGCAAAGAACCAUUUGGAAGAUUUCUAGUUCAUAAGGGAAGUACCAAAUGAAGUGGAUGGGACCAUACGCAAUUUGCAUAGGACCCCCAAGGAGGAAAUAGUAUGACAUGGUAGUAAAAAAGCAA
Messenger RNA from Pan troglodytes (chimpanzee), 5213 nucleotides. RefSeq names its product ras homolog family member J (gene RHOJ). The coding region runs from base 555 to 1085 and encodes 176 amino acids. The transcript is spliced from 6 exons. Gene Ontology annotation, biological process: small GTPase-mediated signal transduction. The record is from RefSeq and is a predicted model, not a curated record. Gene Ontology annotation, molecular function: GTP binding; GTPase activity. NCBI's taxonomy places the organism in Eukaryota, Metazoa, Chordata, Mammalia, Primates, Hominidae.